Prorocentrum cordatum is the source of this 2136-nucleotide messenger RNA. The record is from the annotation of a GenBank genome assembly. Lineage: Eukaryota; Dinophyceae; Prorocentrales; Prorocentraceae.
AUGACACCUCCUGCAACUGCGUCAAUGCUUCCAGCCAAUGCCUGUACGGGAUGCCAGUGUCCUCGCGACAAUGCUUCUUGGAGAGAAUACGACGUUGGAGUUGCGUGCGACGUGGUUGACGGAAGCGCGUUCAGUUCUCAAGCUCCUUGCAUGUGCGGAGAUACUAGGUGCAAGCAAAGUGAGGUAUGUACUUAUAGCCCUUUUGUCGAGUUGUGCCAACGGUCAGGGGCUUUAGUACUGCGAUCGCCGUGUAUGCUGGGCGGGUCGCCACUCAUAUUCGAAUAUGAAUGUAAUACGUAUUUCGAUGCACCAGUAUAUUCCGCUGUUGGCGGCUAUUAUCCGUAUUGGGAUUACGGCUGCGCAGGCGUUAUAGGCAGCCCGGCGAUAUGGGUCUUCGACACUGACGAGCCAGCCAGGGCACCUCGGCAGACUGAUUUGGAUGGCGAUUCUGCUUGUAAUGUCCUUGCGUACAUAAACAGUUAUGAGAUUUCUGGUCCUCCGCCGGGGACUCAAAAUUGGACGAUCUCUUGCGACACUGGCGCGGACAAGGAGUCAGAGAUCAUCAUUGAACACCUGUAUGGACCGCUUCCGGCCGUCGAGUCGACGGGAGAUGCGUGCCCGUGUGCACCAUGGGCCACUGCAACGGUCACAACGUCGGCGACGUCUACAUCAACCGUGACUCUUUCAGGCACGUCUACAACGUUUGCCACAGAGACGGCACCGACACCAGCGCCACCACCGACGCCAGCGCCGACGGCACCGACACGAGCAGCACCACCGACGCCAGCGCCGACGCCAGCGUCGACGGACUCCGAUUGCCCAGACAAUUCAACAGGGCACAGUGUGGGGCAUGGCUGUGUGUGCGAUGCGGGCUACUCGGGUUCGAUAUGGCCUGCAAGAGAUUAUCCAUUCUACAACGGUUCGUGCAUUGCAGUGAAUUGCCCUGAACAUUCCACAGGAGUUAGUGCACCAGACAGUUGUACUUGCGAACCUGGGCACAUGGGAGCAAUUCGGCCUGCAUCGGAAGCUCCGUUCUACAAUGGAUCGUGCGUUGCAGUGGAGUGUCCGGCGGGUUCUUCAGGGACCAGUGUAGCCAACGGAUGCGUGUGUAAUCUUGGCUAUUCUGGCACAUGGACAUGCGAGGCUGGUUAUUCUGACACGAUCACGGCAACGACGAUCGAACCAUAUUACAGCGGAUCCUGCGAGGCCGUGAAUUGCCCAGGCAAUUCAACAGGAAACAGCGUGGCGGACGGAUGUGCGUGCAAUGCUGGGUUCGAGGGGGUAAUAAACCCCAUAUCAGAACCACCGUUCUACAGUGGAACUUGCACCGUGCUAGGGUGCAGUGCGGCUCCGACGCAUGCCCCCACAGCACUUCCCACAUAUUCCCCGACGUCCGCUCCCACGGUUUCUCCGACGGCUUCUCCAACGCUUGUUCCUACGUUUCUCCCCACGCCUGCUCCUACGUUUCUCCCCACGCCUGCUCCUACGCAUCUACCAGGCGCGCCGACUCCGCCCCCGACGGUUGCCCCGACGUUCGCCCCAACGUCGGCGCCCACGCUUGCACCCACACUGCUGCCAUGCGCCAAGUUCGACGAAGCUGGCACGUCGUACCCGUGCAAGUGCGGCACUGCGACUUGCAAUCAGGAUGAAUUGUGCUACUUCGCGAGCAGCACAUGUGCGCCGGCGUGUUCGAACAUCGACGCAACAGAUUUGUUUGACACGACGGUGGGCCGUUGCGGGCGUGGUGCGAACAUUUGCACAACCACGAACAGCAAUUAUUGCCAUAAGGAAUCGAACAGAUGCAUAGCUUGCAGCUCCGAAGGAACGUGUGAUGAUGUCGUGUACGUGUGUGAGGGGUUUGAGGUUCUUUCGCAUGCAUGGCAGGGGCGCGCUAACUUGCGCAAUGCCGUAAUACCGAGCUCGAUCUAUCUAAUCGGCGAGUUCGCUUUUGCAGACUCGCCCUUGCAGUCCGUCUCGAUUCCAGAAGGGGCUCUCAUCAUCAGGAAUUCCGCUUUCGAGAACACAUCGCUCACAGAGGUGAGGCUUCCGUCCACGCCUCGGGCCGUGUUUGACCGCGCAUUUUGGUCGAACUCCUACUUGCGACACAUGACCAUGUUUUUUCCCAAACCCAGUUAG